AUGGUUGUUUGGACGGCAUGGGGUCCUGUCGAAGAAGCUUUAUAUGUGAUAUCUGCAAAUUAUCAAGGCAUUUCCUGCGCAAAAGUUCGGGGUGUGCUUGUGCGAUGUUCAAAUUCAGAACUUACUGUUAAAGCUGCAAGACCAAAAGGAUAUAUGGAUCAGUUCUGUUUAACGAAAAGAAGAGAUAUGAUUGGGUUGCUUCUUGGAGUUUCAAGCCUUGUGAUAGACUCAUUUGAAGCUGAGGGAGCUGGCUUACCCCCAGAAGAAAAGCCUAGGCUAUGUGAUGGUCCUUGUGAGAAAGAGCUUGAAAAUAUACCUUUGGUAACUACAGAGUCCGGUUUGCAGUACAAGGAUAUUAAAGUUGGUCAAGGCCCCAGCCCACCAGUUGGUUUUCAGGUGGCGGCGAAUUAUGUUGCCAUGGUUCCAUCUGGACAAAUAUUUGACAGUUCCUUGGAGAAGGGUCAAGUUUAUAUAUUUCGUGUUGGCUCUGGUCAGGUGAUCAAGGGACUUGAUGAAGGGAUCUUAUCCAUGAAAAUAGGAGGGAAGCGCCGACUCUACAUCCCAGGAUCGUUGGCGUUUCCCAAGGGCCUCAACUCAGCUCCAGGAAGGCCAAGGGUGGCUCCAAGUAGUCCGGUCAUUUUCGACGUGAGUUUAGAAUACGUACCAGGCCUUGAAAUUGAGGAAGAGUAA
Messenger RNA from Prunus armeniaca (apricot), 690 nucleotides. NCBI's taxonomy places the organism in Eukaryota, Viridiplantae, Streptophyta, Magnoliopsida, Rosales, Rosaceae. The record is from the annotation of a GenBank genome assembly.